Pseudoliparis swirei is the source of this 1577-nucleotide messenger RNA. RefSeq names its product acidic mammalian chitinase-like. The record is from RefSeq and is a predicted model, not a curated record. Gene Ontology annotation, biological process: carbohydrate metabolic process; chitin catabolic process. Gene Ontology annotation, molecular function: chitin binding; chitinase activity. NCBI's taxonomy places the organism in Eukaryota, Metazoa, Chordata, Actinopteri, Perciformes, Liparidae. The transcript is spliced from 11 exons. Gene Ontology annotation, cellular component: extracellular region. Bases 59 to 1495 code for a protein of 478 amino acids.
GAAAAGUAUUCAGAGUUUUUUUCUUGACAUAGCAAGAGCUCUUCUAAGUACAACCGCCAUGUGUAAGUUAACUCUAAUUGCAGGUCUUUGUCUUUUCCUUGGUGGUUUGGUGUCAUCCUCCAGACUGGUGUGUUAUUUCACUAACUGGUCCCAAUACCGACCUGGCAAUGGGAAGUUUAUGCCUCUGGACAUUCAUCCGAAUCUGUGUACCCACCUGAUAUAUGCCUUUUCUGGAAUUAAUGAGGCAAAUGAGUUGGUCACAAUAGAAUGGAAUGAUGAUGAACUGUAUAAAUCCUUCAAUGGACUCAAACAGAGGAAUCCAAAUCUUAAAACACUGUUGGCAGUCGGAGGCUGGAACUUUGGAACACAAAAAUUCACGACAAUGGUGUCAACACAAGCCAACCGAAAUAAAUUCAUCCAGUCUUCUGUCAAAUUACUGAGAAAAUAUGGUUUUGAUGGGCUUGAUUUGGACUGGGAAUACCCCGCUGCAAGAGGAAGUCCUCUGGAGGACAAGCAGAGAUUCACAUUGUUAUGCAAGGAACUACUAGAGGCCUAUCUGAGUGAGGGAACAGCUACUGGUCGGCCCAGACUGAUGGUCGCUGCUGCUGUGUCGGCUGGGAAAGCAACGAUCGAUGCUGGUUAUGAAGUCGCAGAGAUGGCAAAGUACCUGGACUUUAUUAAUGUGAUGACGUAUGACUUUCACGGCACCUGGGAGAGUGUGACAGGACAUCACAGUCCUUUGUACAAGGGAUCCCUUGAAACUGGAGACAACGUUUUCUUAAAUACUGACUUUGCCAUGAGAUAUUGGCGGGACAAAGGCACACCUGUAGAGAAGCUAAAUAUGGGCUUUGCGACAUAUGGGAGGGCAUUUCGACUCUCUACUGCAUCCAGUCAGGUUGGAGCACCAACCAGUGGUCCUGCUGCUGCUGGUGUUUUUACAAGGGAAGCUGGCUUCUGGUCCUUUUAUGAGAUUUGCACUUUUCUUCAAGGAGCCAGUGUCCAGCUGAUUGAGGAUCAGAAAGUUCCAUAUGCGGUCAAACAAAACGAGUGGGUUGGCUUCGACAACAAAGACAGUUUUGAGACAAAGGUCCGUUACCUAAAGGACAACAGAUUUGGAGGAGCUUUUGUCUGGGCUCUGGAUAUGGAUGAUUUCAAGGGACAGUUCUGUGGACAGGGAAACUAUCCUCUCAUCACCUAUCUUCGCUCUCUUGUAACCCAGGAUGUUCAACCCCUUCCCACUAUGGAAACCAUCCCAAAUCAAGUCACUCCGCCUAUAAACAAAAAUCCACCUCACACCAAACCUCAUCCCAGACCCACAAUAUCUACUUCGUCCAACAUCGCAGAUAAUUUCUGCGCUACAAAAACUGGUGGGAUUUAUGCCAAACCCGAUGCCCCGGGUUCCUUCUACAGUUGUGCCAAUGGCAUCACCUGGAUCCUUAACUGCCCAAGUAAUUUGGUUUUUCAAGAUAGUUGCAAAUGCUGUAACUGGCCCUAAACAAUUGACAAGCUCUGACUUGCAGUAUAUAAUAGUUUUUUCAGAUAAUUAAAAAAUGGGAAUAAAGUACCUCUGAGACGUU